This is a messenger RNA of Anastrepha obliqua, 680 nucleotides long. RefSeq lists its product as uncharacterized. The transcript has 2 exons. The coding region runs from base 158 to 508 and encodes 116 amino acids. The record is from RefSeq and is a predicted model, not a curated record. Lineage: Eukaryota; Metazoa; Arthropoda; Insecta; Diptera; Tephritidae.
CUUCAGAAAACUUUCAUUUAACUAAAAAAUUCGUCGUGUGCGAAACGAUUUUUUCUUUUGUCAUAUACAAAAAAUUUACAAAUCUAUUGACCCGUUAGCUAGCGUACGGGUGGACAAGGCAUUGUAAUCGAAAGGAAAGUUUGGAAGUGCAUAAUCAAUGGCCAACCAAAAUGGACAAUUAAUUUUACAAGCGUUGCAGAAUCUGGACGAGCCCGCAACAGUUAUGAAAAUUGUAACUCACAUCGCAGAUACGGCUGGUGUGCAUCCCAAUGAUGUGAAAGAAUCAGUGGAAGAAACUUUAAAUGGGGGCGUGCGCUAUGGCUAUAUACAACGCUCUAACCGAAAAUACUAUGCCGCACCUGUUGACUUGGACAUUAUGGACAGCGAACCUGAAGAUAAGAAUUACAAGGAUAAUGGCGAGUUGGAAGAUCGCGGUGGUAGGCGACGAAGUCGCAGCCGCAGACGACGCAACUCACGACGUGGCUCCCGACGUCGUCGUCGCCGCUAAGCUAUACUAGGAAAUCGGUACGAUUUAUAAUGACUAAUUUGAAUUUGUGUAUUUUGAUGUAGCUUAAUAUGUAUGCUUCCUUUUAUAUACAUACAUAUUAACAUAUUUUGUGAAAAUUGUGUAAAUGUACAAAAAAAAUUAUAAUUUCGAUAAAAUUUGUAGAGACAUAAAA